Messenger RNA from Lineus longissimus, 4247 nucleotides. Its product is annotated as DNA topoisomerase 3-alpha-like. Gene Ontology annotation, biological process: DNA topological change. Gene Ontology annotation, cellular component: chromosome; nucleus. Gene Ontology annotation, molecular function: DNA binding; DNA topoisomerase type I (single strand cut, ATP-independent) activity; zinc ion binding. Bases 181 to 3618 code for a protein of 1145 amino acids. NCBI's taxonomy places the organism in Eukaryota, Metazoa, Nemertea, Pilidiophora, Heteronemertea, Lineidae. The record is from RefSeq and is a predicted model, not a curated record. The transcript is spliced from 26 exons.
UAACAUUUGUCAUAUUUUUUAUUAAAAACGUCGAGAUUUUAAUCAUUCCGGAGAUAAGUUGCAAUUUUAAACAUGUCAGCUAUAUCUGUUUCGUUCACAAGAAUAGCUGUUUGCUGAAAAUGGAUGAUCAAUGAUUGACUACCAGAAUUUGGAAACCAACAUCUAUUUUACAACUAGCUGAUGACUUGGUGUCGAAUUCAUGCAAUUUCAAGUCAAAUUCUACUGACUUGGUCUAUUGGAGUUCUCAAGAAAUUAUUUGAUGAUAAAAUUGUGAGACAGUGUUACUCAAAGAGGACUGUACAGCGAGGUUACUGUUCGGAAACUCUAACACCAACAAAGAUGAGGGUUCUAAAUGUUGCUGAGAAGAAUGAUGCUGCAAAGUCAAUUGCUGAUCUCAUGUCCCGUGGUGGAUAUCGUAAGAGGGAAGGAUUCUCAAGAUUCAAUAAAAUCUAUGAAUACAACUACAAUAUAUUUGGACAGAACUGCACAAUGACCAUGACAUCUGUUUCUGGUCAUUUGCUAAACUAUGAGUUUGUCGGCAUGUAUAAAAAAUGGAAUGGCUGUAAUCCUGUGGCCUUGUUCGAUGCUCCCGUUCAAAAGUUUUGCCCUGAUGAUUACAAGGAUAUCAAGCGCACCUUAGAACGAGAAAUCCGCGGCUGCUCAACACUUGUCAUCUGGACUGACGGUGACAGAGAGGGAGAAAACAUCGGCUUUGAGAUAAUUCAAGUUUGUAAAGCAGUUAAACCAAACAUCAGAGUUUUGCGAGCUCGGUUUUCAGAGAUUACUCCACGGGCCAUUGAUCAGGCUUGUCGCAACCUUGCCCCACCAGACCAGAACAUAAAUGAUGCUGUUGAUGUUCGCACAGAGCUAGACCUGAGAAUAGGUGCAGCAUUCACUCGCUUUCAAACUUUGAGACUACAGAAGGUCUUCCCAAAUGUCUUGGGUGAACAGUUGAUCAGUUAUGGCAGUUGCCAGUUCCCAACGUUAGGGUUCGUUGUCGAACGCUACAAGCAGGUGGAGGCCUUCAUACCUGAACCGUUCUGGAAAAUUAGAGUCACGCAUAAGGUUGAAGAAGGCUUGGCUGAAUUCAACUGGAAAAGGGUGAAGUUAUUUGAUCAUACUGCUGUCUUAGCUCUUUAUAUGCAUUGUCUCGAGACCCCUAUUGCAACAGUUGUUGACGUGCGCAGCAAGAGUAAGAGCAAGUGGAGACCAACAGCCCUCGAUACGGUGGAACUUGAGAAGCUUGCAUCGAGGAAGCUGAGGAUCAGUGCCAAAGAGACCAUGAAGAUUGCAGAAAAGCUCUACACAAGUGGAUUUAUCAGUUACCCGAGGACCGAAACGAAUAUUUUUCCGGAGGACUUCAAUCUACCUGGUCUUGUGCAGAACCAGGUUCAGGAUCCUAACUGGGGAGCCUUUGCUGCUCGGGUGCUGGAGCAAGGUCCAAAUCCUAGAAAUGGGAAGAAAUCUGACCAGGCCCAUCCACCGAUCCACCCUACCAAGUACACCAACAAUCUCCAUGGCAAUGAAGCCAAGGUGUAUGAGUUCAUUGUCAGGCACUUCCUUGCCUGUUUGUCUCAGGAUGCCCAAGGGAUGGAGACGACUAUUGAAAUAGAUGUCGCUGAAGAAAAGUUCACUGUGGCUGGACUGAUGAUCAUUGCUCGAAACUAUUUGGAUGUUUAUCCAUACGAUCGCUGGAAUGCUAAGAUUAUACCUGUGAUGCAAACAGGACAGCAGUUUAUGCCAACAGCAAUUGAGAUGAACCAGGGUGAGACGUCAGCACCAGCACUUCUGACAGAGGCUGAUCUGAUUGCCUUGAUGGAGAAGCAUGGGAUAGGUACUGAUGCCACUCAUGCUGAUCACAUUGAAACCAUCAAGUCGAGAGUGUACGUCGGGUUGGAGAAUGAUCGAUUUGUUCCUGGUGAACUUGGCAUUGGCCUAGUCGAUGGUUACAACAAGAUGGGCUACCAAAUGUCCAAACCAAAUCUGCGAGCUGAACUAGAGAAUGAUCUCAAGCUAAUCUGUGAAGGAAGAAGAAACAAAGAUGCUGUGUUACAGGAACAAAUACGAAAAUAUAGAGAGGUGUUUGUUGAGGCUCUCAACCAAGCCAGCAAGCUCGAUGAAGCAUUGUCACAAUACUUUGGAGACGCUCAGACUGUCAGAUCAGCAGAAAUCCUGCCACAAGUGUCAUUUCCUGUGAUGCCCUGCCCAGUGUGCAGGCAAGACAUGAUCCUCAGAGCAAAGAGAGAUAACAAGGGGUUCUUUUUGUCUUGUAUGGGAUUUCCUGACUGUAAAACGGCCAUUUGGUUUCCGGAUGGCGUUUUGUCUGCCGAAGUAACGGAACAUAUUUGUGAAACCUGCAAGCCAGGACCGGUCCAUAAGUUAAGACUGAAGUUCAAGAGAGGUUCAGUCCUGCCAUCUAUUCCACUUGAUUGCAUUGGCUGCAUUGCUGGGUGUGAUCCGGAUUUUGCCGAGCUCUUCCGUCUUUCGCUACCUGCUGGUGGCCAAGGACCCACAUCUGGAAACCAGGCCCGCAGCAAUACCGGAAACAACCGCAACAAUACUGGAAACCCGGCCCGUCCCAAUUCUGGAAACCAAAGACCUAACAACAAUGACAGUGGCUACGGUAGUAGCUUUGGCAGUGCAAAUUCUAGCCGCGGAGGAUCGCAAAAUAACUCUCGUAGCUUCUUGGGUCAGAAUAAUAAUCUCGGAGGACCGAAUUCAAGACCAUCAAAUAAUCAAAAUAGAUUAACGAACAAUACCCGGUUUCCAGCACCAAAACCUCCAACCAACACAAACUCUAAUUCAUACCAUACCAAUGCUAAUAACUUUUUUGGUUCAAAUACGACCAACCAAAAUGUUGGCUCCAAAGUGAACAGUGGAGGACAAGCUUCAAAUCAAGGUUUUGGUUCCAAUACGAGCAACAGGGGAGGGCCGACAUACAAUCAAGGUGGCAGGAUGCCAUUUACACCCAUCUCAAUGAACAAUAAUGGGUCUGGAAACAGUUCAGGGGAUGGGGAUGCGAUCGUGUGCAACUGUGGCGAGGAUGCUAGGAGCCUGACGGUGAGGAAGGACGGGCCAAAUCAAGGGCGUCAAUUUUAUGGAUGUGCUAAACCAAAAGAGGCGAGUUGUGGUUUCUUCCUGUGGGCUGAUGAUCAGCAUCAGGACACCAAGAAUAAGAACGACUAUGGAAAUGACUCGAGUACAACCAACUACGGCAGCAAUUCAAAUACGAGUGCAUGGACAAAUACUGGCUAUCAACCUCCUAGACCUGGUGGAGAUAGUGAUGGUGGUGGUGUCAAGUGUCAGUGUGGUUUGGAUGCUACUUCACGCACAGUUCAGAAAGAUGGACCAAACAAAGGGCGGCAAUUUCACUGCUGCUCAAAACCGAUGGGUGACCAGUGUCGAUUCUUUGAGUGGGUUGAUGAGAAUACUGGAGGUGGAGGUGGUUUUGGUGGCAACAAUCUCCCUGGCCCUGGCAGAGGCGGAGGAGCUGCUGGCAGAGGAAUCAAAAGGAAGACAUCCACGACAGCACAGCCUGGAACAAGGAAAAAACGUUCAUGUGGUUUAUGUGGAGAAGAAGGACACACACGGAAAACUUGUAGACAAAAAGACGACUGAGGAAUCGCCAACAUAAAACCAUUACCUGAUAGUGGCAAGGAACUGAUCAUGUGAUACACAUGAUUUUGGCAAGGAACUGAUCAUGUGCUACAUGUGAUUAUGGGAAGAAACUGAUCAUUUGUGAUUACGGCAAGGAACUGAUCAUGUGAAGUAUCAUGGCAAAAAACUGAUCAUGUGGAUUUCACCGGGUGGUUGUCAAUUCUGUCGCCUGCUUGAAAAUGUGACGGUGUGUACAUUGCCCAUGUACAUUUGCACCUACAUCAACAUCUAUGCAUCAAGUUUCUAGCGACUCUGUUGAAUUUUGAAAGCAAGUUAGUGGCUGGUGUGGAAUCUAUGAAGUCUUUGGUUUUGCAUGUUUAAGUCUGAUCAAUAGAUGCGUUAUUUAGCUGGUGCUUCGGUUUGUUAUUUUAUCUGAUACCUUUUAAUUGAUAUGAUAAUUGAAAUUGAUAUGAGAGCUUUGGGUUCUUUUAGCAUCUAUGUUUUACCAGUUGUACCGGUAUGUUUUACAGCUGUUCGUAGAGUCCUGGACUUCUUUCAGAGGAAAACCUUGGGAGUUUUUUCAUUUCAACCUGUUAAGGCUUUGAUAAAUAUUUUUAAAUAUUUUAUGUUGUAGUGUAAAUAAAUAUGAC